UUACAGCUGCUCGACAUGAUAGUCGUACCAGAUGACCAGCCGGACAUAGAAGCGAGAGUAUUACCAUUAUUGUAUCGAGCGAACUUUGAUACCAACUUUGAAGAUCGCAGUGCAUUCGUCACCGGUAUCGCAAAAUACAGCGAGGAAGCAACGCGACAUGCUCAAUUUAAUGAUAUGCUCGCCGAAGGACUACAACAUGCCGCUAAUUUGUAUACAUGGAGAUGUUGUUCUAGGGCCGUCCCAAUGGCUAAGUCAAAUGAUCAACCAAAUCGAACAGAGAUUAAUGAAAUGGUGGUGAAUGUUCUCAAGCCAGAAGUCAGCAAACUGAAUAGUUUCAUGAGAUUUACAUUACAUGCGAUUCAACGAUUCUGUGAAGAAGUUCGGCGACUGUGCCAUUCAGAGAAGCGGAAAGAUUUUGUUUCGGAAGCGUAUCUUCUGACUCUUGGUAGAUUUAUUAACAUGUUCGCCGUUCUUGAUGAGCUCAAAAACAUGAAAGCGUCGAUAAAAAACGAUUUUUCUACAUUCAGAAGGUUGGUGACAAAAUUUAAAACGGUGAUCAUUUCAAGAAAUUUUUAUAGAGCAUCCCAAUUUCUUCAAACUAUGUCUGAUACACAAGCCAUUCACGAUAUGCAGAACUUGAGUAUGUUCCUGGCUACGCAGAACAAUCAAAGACGAUCUCAAACUGCAAAUGAAAACUGUAAGAAUUUGAAAGUAAUUUUCGAUAUUUUCAUUUUUAAUUUACAGAUUGAGGGAUAUGAAGAAUUGCUAUCUGAUGUCGUUAAUAUUUGUGCUCAUAUGUAUGAACAACAGUUGUACAUUUCUCCGAAUGAGAAGCACAUGUUUGUCAAAGUGAUAGCAUUUUCGCUUUUCCUUAUGGAUGGAGAUGCUGCGAACGUUGCCAAGUUGGAUCAGAAGAAACGAUUGAGUAUUCAAAGACUGGAUAAGAUUUUCAAAAGUCUAGAAGUAGUUCCACUCUACGGAGACAUGCAAAUUCAGCCGUUUGCUUUUGUGAGGAGAAGUUCGCAUUACGAAGCUAACAAGUGGCCAUUAAGUGAUAAAGAAUCUGAAAAAUGUCAUGUUAAUAUUGUCGAGAAAGUGCAUACAAUACGGUCGGAUCAUGAGAGUUACGUUACUCAGUUUGCCAAAAUCAACAACGAGGUUGCUAUCUCUGAUCGUGUUGGCAGUGAUCGUGAGCAUCGGGAACUGACAUCGCUCGCACUCUCAGGUAUCCAGCUACUUUGCCAAUGGUCAUGCGCUGUUGUGGAAACAAUCAGCUGGAAGCUUCUACACCCAACGAAUCCAAAAGAUAAUCGAGAAUGUCCAGACACUGCAGAAGAGUAUGAAAGAGCCACGAGGUACAACUACACACCCGCUGAGAAAACGGCACUUAUUCAAAUCAUUGCAAUGAUCAAAGGACUUCAAUCCAUGCUUGGAAAAAUGGAACCAGAAAUGUCGAAUGCAACAAGAAAAUGUGUAUAUGUAGAAUUACAAGCAUUCAUUCAACAUACAGUGAAUGAACCACUGCAAAAGGCUAUCAAGAACAAGAAAGAUCUGUUGGCGAGUAUUCUGCAAUCAGUAAAGGACUCAAUAUGUGAUGUUGGAUACGAAUUGAAUCGAAUGACUGACACAAAAAGCAAAUCUAAAAAAUCGGGUAGCAAAGUGGACUCUGCCAACUCGUCUUCAUCCGAUAUCAGAAUUCCCAGAAGAACAGCUGCCCCCGGAAGUACACAGCUGUAUAUGGCGAGAACGCAGUUGGAAUCGUUGAUAUCUGAAAAACUCUGUGGAGGCAAGAAGAUUCUACGCAAAGAGCUGGAUUCCAAAACGAUCGAGAAGAUAUCAGUCUUUUUACGUAAAUCAGCACAUUGGCCAGCGCUCUUCAAGUUCUCGGAUUCAAUGACAGAAGCUGGAGAAUUAAGUCAGCUUUGGUUCCGAGAGUUCUAUCUGGAAAUGACUAUGGGACAACGAAUUCAGUUUCCGAUUGAGAUGUCUAUGCCGUGGAUUCUCACAGAUUAUAUACUUUCAUGUGAUGAGCAUUCACUGAUUGAAUCCGCCCUCUAUCAACUGGAUCUCUACAACGAUGCUGCACAAUACUCGCUUUUCAGUUUCAACAAACAGUUCCUGUACGAUGAAGUAGAAGCUGAAGUGAAUCUGUGUUUCGAUCAGUUUGUCUACAAACUAUCAGAAAUGGUUUUCACCAAUUACAAACAACUUGCGUCAAGUAUGCUCCUCGACAAGCGUUUCAAAUCGGAACUCAGUCGUGUGGGAACGAUAAUUCGAACACCGACCGCUUCCCGAUUCGAGAGUCUUCUUCAACAAAGACACGUUCAGUUGCUGGGACGAUCGGUUGAUUUGAACAGAGUGGUUUCUCAACGAAUCAAUAUGUCACUUCUGAAAGCACUUGAUGCAGCCAUCUGGAAGUUCGAAAGCGAACCAUUAUCGUCAAUCAUAGAACUGGAUAUGCUGAUUGAAGCCAACCGUCUCUGCCAUUCUCUUCUGAAAGAAGUUUUGCAUUCCCUUGCUCCAUUCGAUGAUAUUUUCCAAGAAGCGAACCACGCAGUCAAUUCACCACACGGAAGAAUCACUCUUCACGUCUUCUGGGAACUCAACUAUGACUUUGUUCCCAACUUCGUCUAUAAUGGAUCCACUCAUCGAUUCGUUCGAGCUAAGCAAUUUUUUAGAAAGACUCCUGCAAGAGAGAAACCACCACAAGUUGGACAAGUCUACUAUUGGGGAUCUAAAUCCUUGAUGGCCGCAUUUAUGAACAUCUCCAACGGCUACAACUCUUGCAUUGGUACCCAGCAUUUGAAGGCUAUCACCCGCCUAUUACAUUAUCAAGGAAUCGCCGUCAUCUUGGACGAACUUCUCAAAAUGACACAUCGUUUGCUGGAGGAAAAAAUCAAGAGACAUGUUCGAAACGUUUUUAACAUGAUGCCAAAAGUGUUGAAGCUUCCUCGAGCUGACUACGGAAGCACUGCACUUCUACAGUACUAUUGUCAUCAUUUGGACGCUGUGGGGAAGUAUCCAGAGCUCAAGUCUGAGUUUUGUCAAGAUUUACGAGAGCUUGGAAAUAUGAUUAUUUUCUGUCAGCAAUUAGAAGUAGCUCUUGGACAAGAAGAAACGCAUGAUCUCUUUUUAGCGGCUGCUUUUAUCGGGAAUGUUCCCCAACCGCCAUCAAGAAAUGCACAGGAACAAAUGAAACAGCUUGCUAAACUGGAAGAAAAGUAUGCGAGGAUCCAUUUGUCGGAAGUUUUGCGAAAAACGAAUGAUGAAGGACAAGCGAUAAUAGCGAAAGAAGCAGAGCUCAUGACGAAAGAACGAUUAUGUUGUGGUCUGAAUGUUUUCGAAAAUUUCCUUCUUCGAAUCAAACAGAUUCUUGCUAAUGAUGAGAUCUGGACCGGAGGAUACCCCACGAAUGGAGUGUUUUGGAUCGAUGAAUGUGUGGAAUGGUAUCGUGUCUACUCUGCACUGCAGUUCUUCCUAUGUCAGCCCACGCGCGAUGAUAAUGAAGUUUACGCAGAAGAGCUGUUCGGAGACUCGAUUCAAUGGGGAGGACUCACGCUGAUCACGCUUCUAGGUCAACAUCGACGAUUCGAGGUGCUCGACUUUUGCUAUCAUCUUCAUCGGGUCAACAAAGGCGAUCAAAAAGAUGAAGUUAUCAAUCAAAUCAGACUAUCCAAAAUGGUGGAACGCAUACGCCGCUUCCAAUUACUCAACAAUCAAAUCUUCAUAAUUCUGACAAAUCAACUGAAUGAGAACAACGAUGAUGACUAUGAACGGGUCAAAGAAUUUGCUCCACCUGUCCAUCCAAAAUAUGCUAAUCAUGCUCGCCGCCAGUGA
Messenger RNA from Caenorhabditis briggsae, 3837 nucleotides. RefSeq names its product Protein CBR-GEX-2 (gene Cbr-gex-2). Gene Ontology annotation, cellular component: SCAR complex; synapse; neuron projection. Gene Ontology annotation, molecular function: small GTPase binding; RNA 7-methylguanosine cap binding. NCBI's taxonomy places the organism in Eukaryota, Metazoa, Nematoda, Chromadorea, Rhabditida, Rhabditidae. Gene Ontology annotation, biological process: axon guidance; regulation of actin filament polymerization; cell morphogenesis. The record is from RefSeq and is a predicted model, not a curated record.